GUAGGGUGUCUCCAAAUUAUAUGCAGACUUUUCGUAUCAAGUGUCAUUUGUGAAGGGAACUUCUCCCUGCAUGCUCUUUGCAAGGACUCGUGUGCACCAGGGAGAGUGGGAGCUCUUCAAUGGAUUUGGACGCUUGACUUUGGGAUUUGCACAGAGCUUCGCUGGGGGAAUAUGGCCCACACUGUGAAAACUCCUCUUAGGAGGUCCUUCAGUGAGCAUGUGAAGAACUCCACCAACAAGGCCUGGGAUGUAUUUUGGAAGAGUGCGAGGGAGAAGAGACUCUCAGAGAUUGAAGCAAAGGAGGCCUGUGACUGGCUGAAAGCAGCCGGCUUCCCUCAGUAUGCACAGUUGUUCAAAGAUUGCCAGUUCCCCAUUGACAUUGACUGGGUGAAGAGCGAUCAUGAAUUUCUGGAUAAGGAUGCAAUUGAUUCUCUCUGCAGGAGAUUGAACACUUUGAACAAAUGCGUUGACAUAAAGCUGGAGAUGAGGCGACCAAGAAGAAGGAGUGAAGAUUCUGAAGAGGAGGAACCCUGUGCCAUUAGCACCAAAUGGUCUUUUGAGAGGCGGAACCGGCUCUGGUCUCGUUUGGAACACCUAGAGUUCUUGCCAGGGCCUGAUAGCGCUGGUCAGAAAGAAUUGGAAGGGGAUGCUGCCAAGAGGCACAGCUCCUGUAGCUCAGACAGUGAUGGACAUGGCCCCAACCGGCUUCCCAAUGAGCUGGAGACCAGUAGGAGCUCCUCCUGGGGCUCCUCAUUGCACAAACCAGCCUCCCUGGACAGCUCCUUCAGUGGGCCACCAUCCCCUGGGGAGAUGCCCAGCUUCAGUAGCGAGGAGUGUUUUGCCUCAGAGAAGCCAUCCCGGAAGCGGGGGCAGAGCUUGCUGCGGAGGAUGGAGAGACUGAGAACUGGUAGCAGCACCCUGAGGACCAGCUCCUGCUGCAAAGCUAGGCCAGCUAUUGGAGGCCCAACGCUCCUAGAGGGCCUCAAUGAGGAGAGACUGUGCCGCCUCCGCUGUGUGGAUGUCUCGGAGCUCCAGGACAAGCCAGAGAGCCAGGCCUCCUCUUCAGCCGCAUCCGGCAGUAGCAGCUGCCUUGAGAGCAGCAGCAGCGGCAGCCCAUCAGAGAAUAACAGUGCAGUCAGCACACCAAGUCCCAUCACAAGGGUGCGUGGCAACCGUCAACGAGCCAGAGUCCAAGAACAGAAGCACGAGAAUGAGAAGAACCUCCAUCAGGGCCUUGUGUUUCAUGUCCCACAUGAACAUAAGCCAGGAACGUUCCCCACAGCCCUUACCCACAGCGUUAACCCCAACUCAGUCAACUGGAGGACAGGAAGUUUCCAUGGCUACCGGGCUCGGCUUUGUCGCAGCAGCUCAUCCGGAGAACAGGUCUGUAGCCCCCUGGCAGCACUUGAUCAUCGCGUCAGCAUCUACGACAACGUGCCCACACAUGCUCCUGAUGAGGAAGGGCCAGAGGAGGGUAGAACUGGAGAUGUUGAAGAUGAUGUGUUCUCCGCUCUGGACAAUGUCAUGGAGCGCAUCAAUGGCCUCCAACAAUUGGUGUCCACCUGGGCAGAGAAACUGUCAGACGAGGGGGACCUGGACUCCGCCAAUGACUCUGCCUCCCCAUGCCCCUCAUCUCCUAAGGACAUACACCUGGAAGUCAAGAAGCCAGAGGCUGAGGACCCGGUGGCUUCAGAGAGAAGCACAGAAAAUUUUGACAAGGAAACAGAUGAUUUGGAAUCUGCAUACAGCAAUUACUCUGGUGGACAGUCAACUGUGCACCAUAAAAGGUGCCUCCACUGGUCCAGUGAACAAAGCCUCCACCAGGAGUCGCUUGGUGUAGGUUUAGAAGCCCUUUCAGCUGACGACAUGAACCUGCUGCAGAAAUUCUCUCUUCUGAAGCUCACCAGUCUGAUGGACAGGUACUCGCCCACCAGCAAGCAGGGCUGGAACUGGAUGGUCCCUAAAGGGAUGAGGAAAUCCAAAGGGAUAGAGCAGAAGGAGCUGAGGGUGUUUGGGGUUCCCUUGCUGGUGAGUAUGCAGCGUGAGGGAUCGCCUCUCCCGCGAAGCAUCCUCAAGGCCAUCCAGUACCUGAGGACACAGUGCCUGGACCAGGUUGGGCUGUUCCGCAAGUCAGGGGUAAAAUCUCGAAUCCAGUUCCUGCGGGAUACAGUGGAGACAGACCCAGAGGGUGUGAGCUAUGAGGGGCAAUCCGCUUUUGACGUGGCAGAUAUGAUCAAGCAGUUCUUCCGAGACCUCCCAGAGUCCAUCUUUUCCAGCAAGCUCUGCGAGACCUUCCUCCACAUCUACCAGUAUUUCCCCAAGGACCAGCAGUUCAUAGCAACCCAGGCGGCCAUCUUCCUCCUGCCUGACGAGAACAGGGAGGCUUUGCAGACGCUGCUCCUGUUUCUCAGAGAUGUGGUGGACUGCGUGGAGGAGAACCAGAUGACACCCACAAACAUCGCUGUCUGCCUGGCCCCAUCACUGUUCCACCUGAACACUCUGCGAAGGGACAGCACCACUACCAGCAAGCACAGUCACAGGAAGUACAGCCUGGGGAGGCCGGACCAGAGGGACCUCAGCGAGAACCUGGCCGCCACUCAAGGCCUGGCUCACAUGGUCUCUGAGUGUCCUCGACUCUUCCAGGUGCCAGAGCACUGGAUGAAACGGAGCCAAAGGAGACAACAUGAGGAGGCCAUGCAGCCAGACCAUGGCAUGGAAAACAAACUGGAGGACAGCGUUCGACUGCAACUCUCCACCCAAAGUGUACUGAGAGAGAACCAGGAGCGCUUCAGGGACUGGGUGCCAAGCUCUGCUUCACACCAUGUCGACUUGGCAUUUAAGAAGGUGGAGGAUCAGUACCCCCUCCGCCUGUGGAAGGCCACAGUGGAGGUGGAGGCACCCCAAGAUGAGGUCCUGCACCGCGUUCGGAUGGAACGCCGUCUCUGGGACCGUGACCUGUUGAGAGAACGAGUGCUGGAGGUGCUGGAUGCGGAGUCAGAGGUCUACCAGUAUACCCUGCAGGCUUUGGGCUCACGACUUCCAGAAGAGCACCUGUUGUUGAGGACCUGCCAGCAUGACCCCACCACUGGUGCUUUUGUCCUCGCCGCUGUUUCCACAAAUCACCCGGAAGUACCUGCGGAGGGCAUGCAAGUGCAAGUGCUCACCAGUGUCUACCUUGUGGAGUCUCUGGGGCCGAGGAGGACUCGGCUCACACACGUCUGUCGAACAGACACGAGGGGUCGGACGCCGGAGUGGUACAACAAAGUGUGGGGACACUGUUUGACGUCUGAGUUGGUGGCUAUCAGAGACUCAUUCAAACGGGAUGUGGGCAACACAAAAACAUGAGUGUCCCGCUGCCACAGCCUCUACCCCACCCAGCACCCACCUCUUCAAACGCAGCACCCGUUCCACCCAGUACCCACCAUGUCCUGAGGCAGGAUCUCAAUCGCCACCGAGGAAGCGGUUGUCUGAAGACACAUGUCUUCAGUAUGUAUUACACACACAUUUGCAUUGAGGACAAAUGGGGAUGCAAAGCUGUGCCAAGCAUGACAGCCAAAAUAAUUCAUGGAACCUAAUAUAAAAAGAUACAAUUUUGCCUGUGGACAAACAGUAACAAUUGUUUAAAGAACCAUUUUAGAGAAGCCAGUAAGCUGGCAUUAUCAAGACUGACGGCAGAGACGGUUGGAGUAAUGAGAUGUCUUUUCCCAUUCGGGUUGCUCUUCUAAAGGUAAUGUAUUGCUGCGGAUUGUGAGCUCUCGGGCCUUAAUUUUCGCCUUGGAACAUUGCUUCUGCAGCAAUUCACAGCGCACGCGACAUUCAGAUCUACCUCUGUGAGGACCAAGAGCAGGGAAUAUCAUAUUUUGCACAGAAAAGACUCAUUUUGUACAGUGACUCUAAAUCUGGACACAGUGACACGUACAGAAGUCAAUUUCUGGUUGGAAAACUUGCAUCGUACUCUCGCUCAUAUACAGCACAAACCGUUCAUCUUUGUAUCAAACAUUUAUUUCCUAUUCAGUGUUUUUUUAAAAAAAAAAUGUUUUGCCUGCCAAGCUACCAUCUGCAUUCUAAUUCUAACUCAAUAUGCCACGUUCUUUGGCAGGACUCCAUUAUUACAGGUGUUUAAUAUCAAUACCUUGAGCAAGAGGUGCAAUAGC
This is a messenger RNA of Scleropages formosus (Asian bonytongue), 4154 nucleotides long. RefSeq names its product rho GTPase-activating protein 7. The transcript is spliced from 14 exons. Gene Ontology annotation, biological process: signal transduction; actin cytoskeleton organization; regulation of Rho protein signal transduction. Lineage: Eukaryota; Metazoa; Chordata; Actinopteri; Osteoglossiformes; Osteoglossidae. The record is from RefSeq and is a predicted model, not a curated record. The coding region runs from base 172 to 3345 and encodes 1057 amino acids. Gene Ontology annotation, molecular function: lipid binding; protein binding; GTPase activator activity.